Messenger RNA from Nematolebias whitei (Rio pearlfish), 1197 nucleotides. RefSeq names its product IQ motif containing D (gene drc10). The record is from RefSeq and is a predicted model, not a curated record. Gene Ontology annotation, molecular function: protein binding. Lineage: Eukaryota; Metazoa; Chordata; Actinopteri; Cyprinodontiformes; Rivulidae. The annotation marks the transcript as partial. The transcript is spliced from 5 exons.
AUGCAGUCAGAAGAUACACAUUUCUCACUAAAGGAGGAGCUCUCUCCUGAGGCUGAACGUAUUUCCAGGGUUUUGGAAAACUGCAUCGGUCAAGUAAAAAUUGCUCUGUGUCUGCCCGCCAUCCUCCAGUUUUACAGCAAGUCUGAUGUUGUGGACCAGGACUUGAACAGGAUUCUUCAAGCACACCAGUUUUUAGAAGAAAAGUUGGAGAAGCUGGAAGGCCACAAAAAGAAACAAACAACAGAAGAGGAUAGAAAAACAAUUCAGCUCAAAAUAGACAUAAAGAGCUCAGUCAGAGAUGUGCUCAGGUACUUCAGAAACCAUCCGCAUGUGCUUUCAGACCUUAGAGCAGAACUUCCCCUGGAAGUAGGGGAGAAGGAGUUAAUCAGAACACUUGAGCUUUUUCACAGCCAUAUGGUAGAAAGUUUGCUUUCUGCUCAUAAUGAAAAUCCACAUGAAAUACUCCAAAACCAAACAUUUUCAUCCUCUGAAAGUCUGGACCUCAUGAUGUCACAGAACCAAGAAGUUCAUGAAAUCACAAAGCAACUAGAGGAAGACCUGGAGCAACUGGAGGAAGAGAUUUUAAGAAAAAGCAACGAGAUUGAAAGUUUUAAGAAAGAUUUAAAAAAGGAAACGUCUCUACUCCAAGAAAAGGAAACGUCUCCACUCCAAGAAAAGCAAGAUGAGCUCAAUGAGUUGUCAUCAAGCUCAAAGCUGGCCACUUUAAACACAGAAAUAAAUCAGCUGAAAUCUCACCUAAACAAUUUGAUGCUUGAAAACCAUCAGAAACAGAGGAUUCUCCAAGAAAAAAAUGAAAACUUGGAGAUCAAGACUCAAACCUUGCUUCAAACGUUUGACAAGAACAUGGAAAAACUCCAGGCUCAGCUGGAGGCUCUUGAAAAGGAAAGUAUUCAGGAGGAGAUGACGAAGCUGCAGGGACCAUUUUCUGCCCUGGAGGUGCAGUACAACCAGAUCCAGGAGAAGCGGCAGCUGGCAGAAGAAAAGAGGAAAGAGGAGAUCAGGGCGUUGGAGUUAAAGAGCAAAGCUGUCGUUACCAUUCAGGCCUGGUGGAGAGGCUACAGCGUCCGCAAGGCCUUAAAGAAUAAGGGCAAAAGCAAGAGCAAGAAGGGCAAAAAGAUAAAGAAGGGCACCACAAAAAUGGGGAAAUUAGCUGAAACACAUAAAAUUAGCAACAAC